Molecule: messenger RNA, 446 nt
Organism: Drosophila gunungcola (fruit fly)
Lineage: Eukaryota; Metazoa; Arthropoda; Insecta; Diptera; Drosophilidae
Exons: 3
Coding region: 87-377 (96 amino acids)
Cellular component (GO): extracellular region
Molecular function (GO): chitin binding
Source: RefSeq, a predicted model, not a curated record
CUGAAGAUUAAGUCCUCCCGGUAUUUAAAGGGCCCUCGGUUUCUUCAAGGUUUCAGUGUGCAAAGUGAAGCAAGGUUAAACCGACAAUGUGGACGAGUCUUAUUUUAUCACUGCUCCUGGUACAUUGCCUGGUUGCUGUGCCAGCUCCCAAUUUAAAUUACCCGAAUACGGAACCUUGGAGUGCGGAGAGGGCUUGUCGAGAAGUGGACAGAUCGGUCAUGAUCGAAAACAAAAACGAUGCCACAUGCGCCACUUACGUGUAUUGUUAUAUAGCUGGUGGAUCUACAAGAGCGCUAAUUAAAAGCUGCAAGAGCAAUCAAUACUUCAAUGCCGAAUUUAAAUUGUGCAGUAUCAAUAAACCUGAAGGUUGCGAAUAAUUUCUAUAAACCUUUAAAUAAAUGGUUGAUUUGUGCACGGGAAAAUAAUAAUACUCAUCGUGUAAUAGA